Molecule: messenger RNA, 3624 nt
Organism: Seriola aureovittata
Lineage: Eukaryota; Metazoa; Chordata; Actinopteri; Carangiformes; Carangidae
Product: transmembrane protein 87A-like
Exons: 20
Coding region: 58-1701 (547 amino acids)
Biological process (GO): retrograde transport, endosome to Golgi
Cellular component (GO): Golgi cisterna membrane; Golgi apparatus
Source: RefSeq, a predicted model, not a curated record
GAGGCGCCCCGGAACUGGAGGAGGAUACGGGUGGUCUGACCUGUAGUAGAUGCACAAAUGAAGAUGCCAGAUGCACGUCCGCUAUGUCUGCUGCUUUUUGCGUCAGUUUUGCGCCCCGGGACAGCGGCAGAGGUCUCCGUGUGGAACGUGAUCAACUCGACACAAGAUGCCGUGUUUCGGAAAACGCUGUACGCCAACACCACCAUCUUCAUGAAGUUCCAGGGUGACCCGGCGUCAUGUGAGAGGAACCUGGCGUUCAACAUCAGCUGGUACCUGCGCUCCUCUGUUUGCUAUAACGAAGUCUUUAACACACCGGACAGCAAAGCAAAGAACAUGUUAGGAAUGGACCACAUGCUGAAGGACGGCUGGAGCGGCUUCUACAGUCAGGGCUACAUGUACUUCGAGAACUGCUCCUCCCUCUUCUUACCCAAGGUUUAUUAUACCGACUUCAACCCAUAUCAGCCCCUCACCAGCCCAAAGAGCGAGCCGUCAAACCAGAGCCUCAUUUGGCCCGACAAGCCGGAUAUCAGUGCAGUGGCCAAAGCUUGGGAGGACAGUCCCUAUCUGUUCAUAGUCAAAGUGCAGCCUUUGUACCGUGGAGUGGAGGAUGAAGACUUCGGAGCGGAGCAGCUCAACUUCGCUUUCACAAUGAAAGUAGAGAUGAAGGGGCCACAUGACUACUCCUCUCCGGCUGACUGGCCUCACAUGAUGUUCUUCAUGGUCAUGUGCAUCGUGUACGUGCUGUUCGGCGCUCUCUGGCUCUUCUGGUGCGCCUGCUACUGGAGGGAUCUGCUGCGGAUUCAGUUCUGGAUCGGCGCUGUCAUCAUCCUGGGCAUGCUGGAGAAAGCUGUGUUUUACUCAGAGUACCAGAGCAUCCGGUACAAAGGAGACUACGUUCAAGGCGCUGUGAUUUUUGCUGAGCUGCUCUCUGCACUCAAAAGAUCUUUAGCCCGAAUCCUGGUGCUCAUCGUCAGCCUCGGAUAUGGCAUCGUCAAACCCAGGCUGGGUACCACAGUGCACCGACUGGUAGCUGUUGGGCUUCUCUACCUGCUUUUCUCCUCUGUGGAGGGUGUGCUGAGGGUGACGGGUGGUUUCUAUGGUACGGUCGCCCUGGUGGCUAAUCUCAGCCUCUCCCUCAUCGACUCCUGUGUCAUGUGGUGGAUUUUCAUCAGUCUGUCUCAAACCACUCGUCUGUUGAAGCUGCGCAGAAACGUGGUGAAGCUGUCUCUGUAUCAGCACUUCACCAACACUCUCAUCUUCUCUGUCGUGGCUUCCAUCAUCUUCAUCAUCUGGACCACCAAAGUCUUCCAGCUGGUCGACUGCCAGACGGGUUGGAGGGACUUAUGGGUGGACGACGCUUUCUGGCGUCUCCUGUUCUCCACCAUCCUGCUGGUCAUCAUGGUGCUGCUGCGGCCCUCUGCCAACAGCCAGAGGUUCUCCCAUUCCCCUCUGAUUGAUGACGAUGAUGAAGAGGAGGAGGCCAAGGAGCCCAUGCUGAAUGAAGCUUUUGAGGGAAUGAAGAUGAGAGGUUCAAAGCCUGACGCUAACGGCUCCCAGAAACUGUUGAGUAAAGAGGAUGAAGACCUAAAAUGGGUCGAGGAGAACAUUCCUACAACUGUCGCUGAUGUAGCUCUGCCUGUCAUGCUCGAUGAAGAAGAGGAAAUCCUGAAAACCAAGAUGGAGAGAUCCAAAAUGGAGUAGAAAAUAAAUGGGAGGACGAAAAGAAAGCAAUAUCACUGAGGCAGCGAUGAAUGCGUUCUGAGUGAUGUGAUUACCAAAAAAAAAAAAAAAAAAUGUGGGCAAAGGCAACUGUUCUCUCCAGACACUUUAAUUAUUUAAUUCUAUCUCACAGAUAUUCUGUAAUACCUUAAUAAGCUCAAAGAAGCAUGAUAGUGUGUUAUAUUCAGGCGGUAUUGUGCGACUCUUGAGUUGGAUGAUAUCUGGACCGGCAGAGCAUUUUGAUAAAUAUUUUAUUUGUUUCAAAGACGUUUCUUCUCGGCUGAAAUCAAGCAGAAAACUGGGCAUUUUACACAAUGCUCUUAUGAAAAAUGGAAUAUUUAUCACAAUCCUACCCUGUGGUUUUAGAUUAAUAACAGUAUUUAAUGGGUCAUGUGGUUUCUUAAGGGUUAGAGAACCGGGGUGAGGAUGAAAUAAGUUUCCCCCCACCCGCUUCACUCCAGCAACUCCAUGGGUCAGAUUUGUAGGAAUGUGAGCACUGAUUUGAUUUUGAUCUGUUCAGGUACAAAUCGUGAUUCUUGGCGCUCGUCUCAGCCAAGAUGUCAGAUAUUGUUAUGCACGGAGGGGAAAACGCAUACUGAAAACACCAAGUCAUCGUGCACAGUAAGAGAUUAUAUUUUUUUGCCGGCACAGCGUCCUGACACUUGAGAUGUGAGAGACGUGCUGCGCUAGGAAACUAAAUGUAAAAAGAAAAUUGCUGUUUUCAGCAUGUGUUUUAUUGUGUCACAUAUUUAAUAGGUGAAAUUAUGACGUACAUUUAAUAUUCCAAUAAGCAAGCAACUGAAUGAUACGAUUAAUCAUUUAGCCAGAUGAUUAUUUUUAAUGUUUUUAUCCAGCCAUUGAACAUUUCCUGAACCAAUAAAUGAUAAACGUGUGUCUUAUUGUUAACUCAUAACUAACACUUUGUUUUCUGGCUAACUGAGUAAUCUUGAACGUAGAAAUUCAGUAUAUCUGUCAGUGUUACUGUAUGUGAACACGGCUGCAUCAGCGAAUAUCGACACCUGAAGCGGAUCCCAGGUGUCGGAGGGGAAAACGUGCUACUUCUGUGUUUUAGGUGUAAACUGGGAACACACCGUCUUCUGGGCUGGGGGAAUGUAAUGAUCUCUUCUCUGAGAUGUCAUUGUUACUCUGUAGUGUUGGUUAUUUUUAAGCUUUUACUGACAAAUGAAAGACCGCAUAGUCCUCAGUGGGGAAAAAUGUAUGACCCUAAUACAUUUUCUUCCAGACGUGUUUUCAAGAAUAAGUAGUCAUAAGUCUACAUUUUAAGGUAUGUUUAUUUUAAUCUCUAUAAAAAGUAAAAUUUUGUAGCUUCUCACUUGACAGCAGUGAUUUUAGGUCCACUUAAUAUCAGCAAAGUGAAACCUUUUUCAGUUACUUAGUCACAGAAUCCAUUGAUAAGCCUUGUGGACGUGGUGUUGGCCUAAAUUCAAAUAUACAUGUGACUGAGAAUAUGUAUGUAAUCUUUUCUCACUCGCCCUCCACUGACUAGGCCAAUUGUAUUUAGGUCUUCACUCAAAUUCAGUAGAACAGGGUAGUUUUUUAAAAAAUUGCUGUACAUGAUAAAUUCAUAUCUUUCAUUUCACCACAAGUACAGAUUUCUUUUGAGCCUCUCCCAUUCACACCACGAAUAAUCUUCUGCCUUAAAUGGCAGAAUCACAGUAUAUCCCGUCCUUGUGCAAUCUACUGCAAUAUAUGUGGAUAUUCUAAAUUCCUUAAUUUAUGUUUUUUUUAUAUAUAUAUAUUUGUCCAAGUCUUGUUGAGGAUAUUUUAUUUCAGAGAGACACUAAAGCCCAAUUUCUGGAUGUGAGUUUGCAAUGUAAUGUGAAGCUGACGAUAUUGUAUGGCUUUUUGCGUAUGUCUUGCUAAUAAAAUUUAUAUUGAAAUAUC